AUUGCCUGAUUUCUCCUUGGCUCUUCAUUGUUUUCAAAUUGGAAUAUGAAGAUUCAAGAAUCCAAACUCAGCUCUUGAAUUCUGUGCUGAAUGAAACUAGAGAACAAGGGAAUUGUGCAGGGUAUUUAUGUGCACAUAGACACAUGCAUUGUGCUAGUUCUUCAAUCUAUGUGAUAGUUACUAGGGGGAGGAAAUGGUGUACCAUUUGCUUACACUAUAUUGAAUUUUCUGACCAUGAUGAACUACAUGAUGCAGAGUGGAGACGUGUACAUUUCCAUAAUGUCCCCGAGAACCUUUAUUGUGAACGUGUCAAGCUAAACAUUGAUCUGGCUACUAAUGAGCUGAUUCUGAGUGAUGCACCUAAUGAAGCUAUUCUGGUAAAGAUUAAUAAUAAGAUUCCGGGGCUUGGCUUGCAGUUGGAUGCUUCCGAACUCAAUUUACUGUAUAAGGACAAGUAUAAUGCGGAGGUGCCUGAUUCAUAUGAGCAUCUUCUUCUUGAUUUCAUUGAUGGAGACAACCAUCUCUUCAUGAGGAGCGAUGAGCUUGCUGCUGCAUGGAAUAUUCAAACUCCAACUCCACAGGAGAUAGACAAGAAACGUACGACACCAGAACUCUGUGAACUGGGAGUCCAGCUGCCUUAACUAGCAAAAUAAUGGCCUGCUGAGGGCGAUUGAAGCUUCUUAUCGGAGCUUCAAAUCACCAUAAAAUCACGGAGAAAAGCUUUGGAGAUCCCCAUCAAUUUCUUUUUCCUUACAAUUUCCAAAGUAAGAUUCAGUUCUAUGUUCUUGACAAACAAUGAACUUCAAUCACACGCUUCUGUAUCAUAUAAUAUCAUGACAUGCUCAACUGUCAGAACUUGAAUUGUGUUUUAGACAUUAACCGUGGAUACCAUGCUGUUGUGCAUCAGUAGCACAAUCUACUUUCCUGUCAAUAAAGUUGAAUGCCAGUGAUCAUGGAGCUCUGGAUUUGCCAGCCUAGCUUGGCCCAUAAUAAAGAUAUUUCUGUGAACA
Populus trichocarpa (black cottonwood) is the source of this 1010-nucleotide messenger RNA. RefSeq names its product inactive glucose-6-phosphate 1-dehydrogenase 4, chloroplastic-like. The coding region runs from base 144 to 641 and encodes 165 amino acids. The record is from RefSeq and is a predicted model, not a curated record. Lineage: Eukaryota; Viridiplantae; Streptophyta; Magnoliopsida; Malpighiales; Salicaceae. The transcript has 3 exons. Gene Ontology annotation, biological process: glucose metabolic process. Gene Ontology annotation, molecular function: NADP binding; glucose-6-phosphate dehydrogenase activity.